AUGCUGCGAGGGCCCCGGGCCCUGGCUCCAGCCGGGCCGCCCCCAAAGGGGCUGCCUGCGAUGAGCCCUACUGAACUGUGGCCUCCCGACCUCGGCAGCCCUCAGCUUUGCCCGGCCACCACCACCUACUACACCUCGCUUUACCCGCAGACGGUGCCCCCGGCUGCGGCGGCCGCGGCGCCGGGUACCUGCCUCGACGCUACCCCCCACGGACCAGAGGGCCAAGCUGUGCGAUCCGUGCCCGCAGGCCGCCUGCCGGCCAAGAGGAAGCUGGACUUGGAAGGGAUUGGGCGAUCCACAGUCUCUGAAUUCCGGACUCCCAAGGGGAAGUGCAUUCGAGUGGAUGGCCUCCCCAGCCCCAAAACCCCUAAGUCCCCCGGGGAGAAGACCCGGUACGACACGUCACUGGGGCUGCUCACCAAGAAGUUCAUCUACCUCCUGAGUGAGUCUGAGGAUGGGGUCCUGGACCUGAACUGGGCCGCAGAGGUGCUGGAUGUGCAGAAGCGGCGUAUCUAUGACAUCACCAACGUGCUGGAGGGCAUCCAGCUCAUCCGCAAGAAGGCCAAGAACAACAUCCAGUGGGUAGGCAGGGGAGUGCUGGAAGACCCCACCCGGCCUGGGAAGCAACAGCAGCUGGGGAAGGAGCUGAAGGAGCUGAUGAGCAUGGAGCAGGCCUUGGACCAGCUCAUCCAGAGCUGCUCUCUGACCUUUAAGCACCUGACUGAGGACAAGACCAACAAGAGACUGGCCUAUGUGACUUACCAGGACCUCCGGGCUGUUGACAACUUUAAGGAGCAGACGGUGAUUGCCGUCAAGGCCCCUCCGCAGACGAGGCUGGAGGUGCCCGACAGGAGCGAGGAGAAUCUGCAGAUAUAUCUGAAGAGCUCCCAAGGGCCUAUCGAAGUCUACCUGUGCCCAGAGGAGGUGCAGGAGCCGGACAGCCCUGCCAAGGAGCCGCUCCCCUCCACCAUCUCCCUUGACUCUAGCCCUGCCUCUGCCCAGCCCAGCAGUGGUACCAGCCCUGGGAUCAUGGAACCCGAAGCAUCCUCAGUGCCAGCGAUGCCUCCCCAGCAGGUUCUGCAGCCACCCCUUGUCCCCCUGGAGGCCACUGACAGCAUGUUGGAGCUGCCACACCCACUCCUGCAGCAGACCGAGGACCAGUUCCUGUCCCCGACACUGGCAUGCAGCUCCCCACUGAUCAGCUUCUCCCCACCCUUGGAUCAAGAUGACUACCUGUGGGGCCUGGAUGGGGGCGAGGGCAUCAGUGACCUCUUUGACUCCUAUGAUCUCGGGGACCUAUUGAUUAAUUGA
This is a messenger RNA of Orycteropus afer afer, 1311 nucleotides long. RefSeq names its product E2F transcription factor 2 (gene E2F2). Gene Ontology annotation, molecular function: protein dimerization activity; RNA polymerase II cis-regulatory region sequence-specific DNA binding; DNA-binding transcription factor activity, RNA polymerase II-specific. NCBI's taxonomy places the organism in Eukaryota, Metazoa, Chordata, Mammalia, Tubulidentata, Orycteropodidae. Bases 1 to 1311 code for a protein of 436 amino acids. The record is from RefSeq and is a predicted model, not a curated record. Gene Ontology annotation, biological process: regulation of transcription by RNA polymerase II. Gene Ontology annotation, cellular component: RNA polymerase II transcription regulator complex. The transcript has 7 exons.